Molecule: messenger RNA, 4530 nt
Organism: Ochlerotatus camptorhynchus
Lineage: Eukaryota; Metazoa; Arthropoda; Insecta; Diptera; Culicidae
Exons: 1
Coding region: 1-4530 (1509 amino acids)
Biological process (GO): DNA integration
Molecular function (GO): nucleic acid binding
Source: RefSeq, a predicted model, not a curated record
AUGCACAAGCAAUCUGUAUUGGUAGAGGAUUUACGCGCCUUUGCUGACUACAUGAACACCAUCAUCAACGCCGCUAGCAGUGUGAGCAGUGGAUUUUCGGAAUGCACGAAACCAGAUCGACAGAAAGGAAAGGCGUUUGUGAAUUCGGUUCGCUCCGAGACCAACCCAGAAAGCUCUGAGAAAAACAACAACAACGAAGACAAACUGGGUGAAUCUCAAGCACCAACGUUUUCUAACGUACGGCCGUGUGCAGUAUGUCAAACCCCUGGACAUAAGCCUAAGGAAUGUCCCACCUUCAAGGCGAAGAAACUCGAUGAUCGUUGGAAGGCAGUUCAGGAAGCACAUUUAUGCAAACGGUGCUUAUAUCCGCACGGUAAAUGGCCGUGCAAGGCUCCAGUAUGCGGAACUGACGGUUGCCAAGAACAUCAUCACAGGUUCCUACAUCCGGGAAAUCCACUAGAUGGAGAAAAUUUCAGAAGGUCAGCUACAACAACAAGCAAAGGCGUAGUGACGGUUCAUCAACAUCAACAUCAGAGGAUACUGUUCCGCAUCAUUCCGGUUUCACUUCACGCUAACGGGAAAACAGUUAACACGUUCGCCUUUCUCGAUGGGGGAUCAGAUUCAACGUUGCUGGAGAAUUCUAUAGCUAAGGAGCUUGGUGUCACGGGACCGGUGUUUCCGCUGUGCAUGCAGUGGACCAACGGUGUAAAGCGUACCGAGGAAGAUUCCCGACGAGUGCAAGUGGAGAUUUCCGGAAGCAACUCUAACAAGCGCUUCUCAUUGACUGGGGUACACACAGUAUCCAGCUUGGACUUACCUCAUCAAACCGUUGACUUCAAUGAACUGCAGGCCAAAUUUCCUCAUUUGAAAGAGCUUCCUGUUACAAGUUACGAUGAUGCUGUACCAGGGUUACUGAUCGGUCUGGAUAACACCAAACUGAAGACGCCUCUCAAACUUAGGGAAGGUAAAGCGGAUGCACCGGUUGCGGCGAAGACUCGUCUAGGCUGGACGCUGUAUGGGAGAUCAGGAGAUGGGAAUGUUACUUUAUCCCACCGAGUUAUGCACGUCUGCAAUCGUCCAACGAAUGACGAGCUUCACGAGAUGGUGAAAAGCUUCUUCACCUUUGAAGGUGCAGGCGUUGGUGCAAACCAAAUUGUCGAGUCAACCAGUGAAAAACGAGCUCGUGAGUUGAUGGAAGCCACUACAGUGCGUACAAAUUCAGGAAAGUUCCAAACAGGCCUGUUGUGGAAGCAGAACAAGGUGAAAUUUCCUGACAGCAGGCCUAUGGCGGAAAGAAGGUUGCAGUGCCUGGAAAAGCGGUUAUCGAAGGAUCCAAAUCUGUACGAGAAGGUGCGGGACCAGAUGGCUGAUUACAUAGCCAAAGGCUACGCUCAUAGAGCCACAGAACAGGAGCUAAAGAAGACCGAUCCAAGCCAGGUUUGGUAUCUGCCACUGGGAGUAGUGACGAAUCCCAAAAAGCCAGAGAAGGUUCGUGUAGUGUGGGACGCCGCAGCAACGGUGAACGGUGUUUCCCUGAAUUCCGUUCUUCUUAAAGGUCCGGAUCUGCUUCAGUCGCUUCCAACCGUUUUGUGCCGAUUUCGACAAAAGGAGGUAGCCAUCAACGCUGACAUAAAGGAGAUGUUCCACCAGGUGUUCAUUAGGCCCGAAGAUCGCCAAGCACUGCGGUUUCUCUGGCGAAACCACCCCUUGGAACCGGUGCAAGUCUUCGUGAUGGAUGUGGCUAUAUUUGGCUCAACCUGUUCACCAUGUUCUGCCCAGUUCGUGAAGAAUUUAAACGCUAGUGAGCAGUCGUCGGAGUUUCCCAGGGCUGCAGCCGCAGUAGUGGAAAACCAUUAUGUCGACGACUAUUUGGAUAGCGUUGACACAAUAGAAGAAGCAGUACAACUGGCAAAGGAGGUAAAAACUGUACAUGAACGCGGAGGAUUCGAACUUCGACAUUGGCUGUCUAGUUCUGCAGAAGUACUCAAGAAGAUUGGUGAAGAACCAACCGAAUCGACGAAGAACUUUGUGGUGGGGAAAGGUAGCGGCUCAGAACGAGUUUUGGGCAUGAUCUGGUUACCCCAAGAAGACUUAUUUUCCUUUGCGAUACACUUUCGAAGCGACCUCGAGAAGUUGUUGAAUGGAAUAUCCUAUCCUACCAAAAGGGAACUUCUCAGCCUAGUCAUGAGCGUAUUCGACCCACUUGGGCUGGUGGCAAACUUCGUGAUCCACGGCAAAGUGUUGGUGCAAGAUGUGUGGAGAUCGGGUAUAGGAUGGGAUGAACAAAUUCCAGGGGAAAUCUUCCCAUUGUGGCAACGGUGGGUUCUAGCACUCCAAGAUCUGAGACAUGUGCGAAUAGAACGCUGCUAUUUCCCGGGAUAUGGUCCAAAAGCCUUCGAGACUCUGGAACUACACGUUUUUGUGGAUGCAAGUCUAUCUGCCUAUGCGGCAGCUGCCUACUUCCGGAUCGUAGAUCGUGGAACUAUCCGCUGCUGUCUGGUAGCGUCCAAAACCAAGGUUGCACCACUCAAACAACUCUCUGUACCGAGACUAGAGCUGCAAGCUGCUGUCAUCGGUGCAAGGCUGAUGAAAACCAUCAUUGCCAGUCACACCAUUCCAAUCAACAGGAAGAUAUUCUGGAGCGAUUCGAACACUGUCCUGGCUUGGCUUCGAUCUGAUCAACGGAAGUUUCAUCAAUUUGUAGCCUUCAGGGUCGGUGACAUUCUGGAAAUUACUGACGUAUCCGAAUGGAGAAAGGUGCCUACGAGGUGGAACGUGUCGGACGAAGCCACGAAGUGGGGAAACGGCCCGAAUGCUACCGUAAAUAGUAGGUGGCUCAGAGGCCCGGAAUUCCUUUACAAGGAUGAGCUAGAGUGGCCAGAACAGGAAAUGGAAUGUACAACUUCUGAGGAGAUACGGGCAGUCAACAUCCAUCGCACAGCAGUAGCAGGUGAAACAAUUGGGUUUGACCGAUUCUCGAAAUGGGAAAGAUUGCUUAGGACUGUAGGGUACGUGCGGCGAUUCCGAGACAUCUGCUUGAGGAAGAAGAACAAGCUGCCACUUCCGAAUCCUGAGAUUCUGAGCAGCGAAGAGCUCCGGGAAGCUGAACAUACGGUGCUGAGAAUGAUUCAACGUGAAGUAUUCGCUGAUGAGUAUGCUUCUUUGGAAUCCAACAAUAAAGUCCCACUAAUCCAAUGUAAGGCAGUGGCGAAGAGUAGCAGGAUCUACAAGUUGUGUCCAUUCAUCGGAGCUGAUGGCGUAAUCCGAAAGGAUGGGAGGAUCGGUGCUGCUUCCUGGCUGGCCUUUGAAGCAAAGUAUCCUGCGAUUUUACCCAAAACCCAUUACGUGACGGCAUUGAUCAUCGACAGCUUUCAUCGAAAAUUCGGGCAUGCAAAUAAAGAGACGAUCGUAAACGAGAUCAGGCAACAGUUCCAUGUGUCCGAGCUCAGAGCUGCGGUAGGAAAGGUGGUAAAGGAGUGUUGCAGGUGCAAAAUGCGCAAGACGAUUCCACAGCCUCCCCGUAUGAGCCAACUUCCGGAAGCGCGUCUAACUCCAUACGUCAGGCCGUUCACCUUUACUGGUUUGGACUAUUUUGGACCAAUUACUGUCAGAUUUGGGCGUGGUACCGUGAAACGCUGGGUGGCAUUAUUCACCUGCCUCACAACGCGGGCAGUUCAUUUGGAGGUUGCGUUCACUUUGUCUACGGAAUCAUGCAAGUUAGCCGUGCGAAGAUUCAUCGCUCGGCGUGGUGCACCUCUGGAGAUCUAUUCGGAUCAGGGAACAAAUUUCCUAGGAGCUCGGAAGGAACUGCAACAAGAAAUCAAGAAAGUUAAUCAUGAACUGGCCUCAACGUUCACGAAUGCAGCAACGCAGUGGAAGCUGAAUCCUCCGUAUGCUCCGCAUAUGGGCGGCAUCUGGGAAAGAUUGGUGCGUUCCGUGAAGGCUGGUCUGGCCGCCAUGGAGAUGCCAAGGAAUCCGGACGAAGAAACCUUCAUCACGGCGUUGGCGGAAGCAGAGUCGAUGGUGAACACUCGUCCUCUUACCUACCUUCCGCUGGAUUCGAAGGAAAGUGAAGCACUUACCCCGAACCACUUCUUACUUCUAAGCUCCAACGGAGUAUGUCAACCAACCGUCGCUCCGUUGGAUAUUACAUCGGCUAUACGUUCUAAUUGGAACCACGUUCAAGUCAUGCUUGACCGCUUUUGGAAUCGGUGGAUAAAAGAAUAUAUUCCAGUCAUCUCACGACAGUCGAAGUGGUUCCAGGAAGUGAAACCGAUCCAAGUCGGAGACUUGGUCGUAGUCGUGAACGAGGCAAGGAGGAAUAGCUGGGAGCGAGGAGUCGUUGAGAAGGUGUAUCCGGGGAAGGAUGGACGCAUACGAAGCGCAAAUGUGAGGACUGCGACGGGUAUACUUCAGCGGCCGUUGACCAAGCUGGCGGUACUGGACGUGCUUGAGCAAGUUGAUAUGGCUGAAGGAACUUCAAGCAAUACGGGGUGGAGUGUGUGCGCAACGGUACCAGACCCCCCGUAA